UCACAGGCAUGGUUCGCUUCGAAGUCGAGUUGGUCGUAGGCACCUUGGCAUAUCUGAAGUUCUCGGCGACUCCUGUCAGUGGCAACAUACCGUGCGCUUGGGUCAAAUGGGUCGGAGGACGGUGUGAUGAAUACAAGCGUCUCAAGAGUCAAGAUCGUUUGCUUAGCUGCAGCUACAUGUGUACUCUAAAGAAAUCCACUUCAUGCUACAACUAUGAGAAGAACGGAUCACCUUGUUUGGUAUUCGGCGUCCAUGCUACGAACGGCGGAUGCGUCAAGGGAGAGUGCAUUCCAAUACUAGACGCAAUACAACACUUCAAGAAAAACAGUAGCGGACCGCCCAAAAGAACUCUAGACUGCGAGCAUGGCCAUGACUAUUUAUAUGACGAAUAUGGACCUUUCGCCUGCAAAUAUUACUGCAAGAACGAUGGGAGGCAUGCCAACCGCCCCGACGGCACACUGUGCCAGAGGCCAAACACUGCCAAGCAGGGCGUAUGCGACAGCUACGGCUACUGUGUACGGAAGAGAUAGUCAACUAUGGGUGACGGCUCAGAAUGUCACAGCCCUAGUGUAAUGCCCGUGAGGCAACACAUGCACUAUGCCAGUAAAUAAAG
This is a messenger RNA of Ornithodoros turicata, 613 nucleotides long. RefSeq lists its product as uncharacterized. The transcript has 7 exons. Lineage: Eukaryota; Metazoa; Arthropoda; Arachnida; Ixodida; Argasidae. The record is from RefSeq and is a predicted model, not a curated record. Bases 9 to 530 code for a protein of 173 amino acids.